GUGUCUGACCCUGAGGUGCAGGUUGUAAAGCCGCCGCCCAAACGCAGACGCAUCCUCGACCCCUCAGCAAUUGUCCCGGUGCCAGUGUACUCCAACAAGGUGAGCAGCAGUCUGCAGCUGAAGCCAAUGGAUCCCGUGUUCACUAAAAAGAACACCACAGAGAACGUUUCAGACGACAGUUUGUGGUCAUCUCGAGAAACAAACGCAGUUGCCAUUGCCCUCAGCGACUCGGAGGAGGAGGAAGCAGAACAUGUGGAGAACAAAGCAGAACAUGGUGGACUAGACACUGCUCGCUCUCCGUCUCCUCCACCCCCCCAGAGUCUGGUCCAGAAACAGUCCAGUCAGGUCAAAAAGAAGAUCAGUGAGAUUGACAGGAGGCUCAAGGUGGUGAACUCCCUCAUGUCUCCAGAGCCACAGACCACGACCAGGUCCAGGCGCCGGCGGGGCCUCCGGUCUCCAGCGUUAGAAGAGGAACAAGAUGACGUCGUCAUUGUAACGAACCCUGACUCCGGCUCAUGGAGUUCAUUGUACAGCUCCUCGCUCCACGAGAUCUCCCUCAAGAUCCGCUGCAGAACAGACAUCCACAAGAUCCCUGUACUGUCAUCGACACCUUUAAGCAACGUGUUGGCCCAGCUGGCUGCCAUCCUUCAGGUCCCGCCCCCUCGCCUGCUGCUGUUGAGGCAGGAUGUUGAGCUUCCGAUAGAAUCCACAGUCGGAGAGAUCGGUCUCGGCAUCGCAGACAUCUUAGAGUGUGUCGUCAUGGCAGAAGAGGAGAAAAGCCAAGAAGCCGUUGUUGGCAGCGACGUCAUCACGGUUCGACUGCAGAGCAAAGAUCGAGACUCUUUGCAGGAGUUUUCUCUGCACAGGGACGCACCGCUGAGCUCCGUCUUCUCCCAGUAUCUGUCCACGAUGUCUGGCAGCGCUCAGAGUAAAGUCCGCUUCCACUUCGACGGCUCCAAAGUGACGCACAGCCAGACGCCAGCCCAGCUGGACAUGGAAGAUGGAGACAUCAUCGAAGUUUGGAUUUAAGCCUGUAGAUUAAUUUUGUAUCUUCUAUUAAAUGUAAAACAAAUAUAAAACCUUUUGCAGUAUUUCCUCUGGGAUUUUGUAGCAGCGAGGGGCGGCUGUGCAAUGUGUUGUUAUUUGUGUACCUCACAAACUCGAGUUUGAGUCAACAAAUCCAAAAUAAAACCGUCAGAACUGGAUCAGUCGCUGUUGCAAAAUGAUCGCAGUGGAAAAGAUGGAUUUUCUACAGAUUUUAUGUACGUUUUGUUUAGUGACUUUGUAAAAGUGACUUCAAGCUCCAGUGUGUAAGAUUCA
Molecule: messenger RNA, 1320 nt
Organism: Paralichthys olivaceus (Japanese flounder)
Lineage: Eukaryota; Metazoa; Chordata; Actinopteri; Pleuronectiformes; Paralichthyidae
Source: RefSeq, a predicted model, not a curated record